AGGGGGCGGGGGCCCAUGUGACCGGCUCAGACCGGUUCUGGAGACAAAAGGGGCCGCGGCGGCCGGAGCGGGACGGGCCCGGCGCGGGAGGGAGCGCAGCACCGCGGGCAGCGAGCGAGAUGCAGCACCGAGGCUUCCUCCUCCUCGCCCUCCUCACCCUGCUGGCGCUCACCACCGCGGUGGCCAAAAAGAAAGACAAAGUGAAGAAGGGCGGCCCGGGGAACGAGUGCGCGGAGUGGACCUGGGGGCCCUGCACCCCCAGCAGCAAGGACUGCGGCGUGGGUUUCCGCGAGGGUACCUGUGGGGCCCAGACCCAGCGCGUCCGGUGCAGGGUGCCCUGCAACUGGAAGAAGGAGUUUGGAGCCGACUGCAAGUACAAGUUUGAGAGCUGGGGAGCGUGUGAUGGGGGCACAGGCACGAAGGCCCGCCAAGGCACCCUGAAGAAGGCGCGGUACAAUGCCCAGUGCCAGGAGACCAUCCGCGUGACCAAGCCUUGCACCCCCAAGACCAAAGCCAAGGCCAAAGCCAAGAAAGGGAAGGGAAAGGACUAGCGGCCAGGUCUGGAUGCCAAGGAGCCCGGGGCCCGUGCCCUCCCUCCCACGGGGCCAAGAUCGAACCUACCAGUGCCUUUUGUCUACUCAUUAGCUUUAUCAAUCAUACCCUGCUUCUUCCCUUUCACUUCUCCACCCCCAAGUGUCCCAAAUGGGGAGGAACAAGGGACUGUGGACCACUUGAGCCUCCUGCCCCAGAGGGAUGUGAUUCCCGGUACCCCCUUUUGUCCUUCCCCACAAAGAUGCCAUUACUAAGAAACAAAUAAACCGUUGUGUUUUUUUCCCCCCAAUAAAAGCUUUUCUUUUAAUAUAUAAAA
This is a messenger RNA of Neofelis nebulosa (Clouded leopard), 868 nucleotides long. RefSeq names its product midkine (gene MDK). Gene Ontology annotation, molecular function: growth factor activity. The record is from RefSeq and is a predicted model, not a curated record. The transcript is spliced from 5 exons. Lineage: Eukaryota; Metazoa; Chordata; Mammalia; Carnivora; Felidae. The coding region runs from base 120 to 551 and encodes 143 amino acids.